GGAAAAAGAAGCUGUAUGCGGACGAACUCGCCGCUGCGCGCAGCCGACGGGAGAGCCAGCACAGCAUCCCGUCCUCCUCUUCGCGAGAGAUGGAGCGCCGAGGCCGAGCAACGUAUGCCCGACCGACCUACGAUGACCGCCGCCAGUCUGAUCAGCACGCCGUCUACCUUAACCCGGCCAGGUCGCACGCCGGAUCCUCCUCAAUACCAAGGUCGGACAGCGCCAGCCGCUCGCACACCGCGAGUCCUUCCCCGCGCGCCCCUUCCAUGUACUCGAACCAGUCUUCGUCAGAGGAUGUUCGGCUGCGCGAAGGUCGGAAUAGCCGACGAGCAUCCAUGGCGUCAGAGUCUUCGCCACUGCCCACGUAUCCCUCCAUGCCCAUGAUCCCUGUCAUGCCGCAGUACGUCAUGGACAUGCCGUUGCUCCCUCCCGCGGCCCCCUUCAUGCGUCAGCAGCACGGACAGCGCCCGCGUUCCUCCAACUCGCCCUCUCCCGCCCGCGGAAGCCUACCUAACAGCCACAGCUCGGAUCGCAUCCAUCAACCCAGCCCCCACCUCUCCGCACCGCAGCACGGGCACCAUCGCCAUUCCAGCAGCGACGACUACCGCAGGAGAGACUCUUCAGGUUCUCACGGGGGUCCGCCGUCAGAAGGGAGCGGCUCGUCACUGGGGAGGCCGCCUCCCCCACGGCAGCAGUCGCUGUUGUUGGGACCCACCACCCCUUCAUAUUUCUCCCAGAACAGACCAUCUUCAUAUCGCCGCUCGACGGCUAUCAACUGAUUCGCGCAGUGCUUCGGACAUCUUCCCCCUUCUGUCAGCGUAGGUGAUCUCCUUGUAAUGCCACUCUUUUUAAUUUGCCCGAACGGACUGGUUGUCAGUAGCUACCGCACCCUGUCCUCUGAUUCUAUAGCCCACUCGAUCCUCAACACGACUCUUCGCAUCCCCGAACAAUCUUGACCCUACAGUACCCCCAAUCCCUAGUAUCCUUUGAAUUUUCUUUAUAUCUUUCGCAUCCACCAUCAUGGACCGAGAUAUCAUGUGCCACAAGUACCCACUCAAGCUUUUUUUAAACAUCUCGUUCAUCCUACGUUUCUACGUGCUCAUCCGUCUCGUCGCUUCCUACCUACGCACUUUCCUUGACCUCCCUACCUCCUCAUGCAGCAUCCACAAAGAGACAAUUAGAGUGUCUGUCCGUUGUU
Molecule: messenger RNA, 1198 nt
Organism: Heterobasidion irregulare TC 32-1
Lineage: Eukaryota; Fungi; Basidiomycota; Agaricomycetes; Russulales; Bondarzewiaceae
Exons: 2
Coding region: 90-779 (229 amino acids)
Source: RefSeq, a predicted model, not a curated record